CAACUCGCAACCGCAACGUCAUAUCAAAACUCAAAACACUUAUCGACGGUAGUGUUAUUAUAGCAUUGUAUAGCCAGUUUUAAAUUUGAUUAACCUUGAAUAGCCGAUAUAUACCUUUACCUCUCUUUAAUAUUUAUGAUUUGAAUUAUUGUGCUACUUUAACUUGAGUGAAUAUAUUUAAAUUCUAAGUAGUUAGAAGCCGACGCCGAUAGUACUCCACUUUUAAAUCAACGGAGAAGUUCCUUAAGUUAGCGUUAAAAAUGGUGCAGGUCGAGGUUUAUACUGUAAAAAACAAAAAACUUGGGGACAUUACAGCUUCCAACACCACAACAGUAGGUGAUAUAAAAAAAGAAAUAGCAAAAGUAUCGAAAUUUCCUGUAGAUAGACAGUCGCUGCGCUCAGAGGUCAAGGGAAAGGAUAUCAAAAAUGAUGCUACCAUUCCUAAUCUAGAAUCGUUAAGAAAAGUAUUUGUUAAAGACUUAGGGCCACAGAUUGGAUGGAAUACAGUGUUUCUUCUUGAAUAUGCUGGGCCUUUAUUUAUAUAUGCUGCAGUUUCUUUUAGACCAUGGAUCCUUUAUGGAGAUACUGGAAGCAAUUCCACCUUCACCACAACUGCCAAGAUAGCUCUAGGCUGUUGGUCCAUUCAUUACCUAAAAAGAAUCCUAGAAACAUUAUUUGUUCAUCGUUUUUCACAUGGAACUAUGCCAAUUAGAAAUCUAUUCAAAAAUUGUGGAUAUUAUUGGGGAUUUUGCCUGUAUGUAGCCUACCAUAUUAAUCAUCCGUUAUUUACACCUCCUCCACUUGUAUUCCAGGCUGUUGGAUUACUGUUAUUUGCUGUUUGUGAAUCAGGAAAUCUAGCAACUCAUUUACUUUUAAGAAAUCUCAGGCCUGCUGGAAGUACUGUUAGAAAAAUCCCUCGUCCUGACGGAUGUCCAUUAAAUAUACUAUUCGACUUUGUUUCUUGUCCCAAUUACAGUUACGAAGUUGGUUCAUGGAUUGGUUUUACAAUUCUAACCUCAUGCAUUCCUGCUGGUCUCUUUACCGCUGCUGGCUUCUACCAAAUGACAUUAUGGGCAUUAGGAAAACACAAGAAUUACAAAAAAGAAUUCCCAGACUAUCCAAAACAAAGAAAAGCCAUCAUUCCUUUUAUUUUAUAAGUUUUUCUAAAUUGUACUUUUGUUAUUAAUUUUAUUUUCGUUAUUUAAUGUGGUCUGUUGGUGUAAUAAAUUUAUCUUAUAUGUGAAAAAAAA
This is a messenger RNA of Diabrotica balteata, 1250 nucleotides long. The record is from the annotation of a GenBank genome assembly. Lineage: Eukaryota; Metazoa; Arthropoda; Insecta; Coleoptera; Chrysomelidae.